CGAAUCCCUUUCGCUUGGUACUGACUUUUGUGAAGGUUGUUUAUGGAGUCCUCCCGAUUCAACCGUUCAAAAUCUGUACUUUGUUGAGCAAGUCCUAGGGUUUUUGGUUUCCAUCGAAUUCUCCAUCAUGGCCUUGAAAAUCGUUUUCCUCCUUUUGCUCUUCAGUUUCCAGUUUCGUCUCUCUUUGUCUGAUCAGACGAACUCAAUGGAGUCAGUUCCUGAUCUUCAAAAGUCAAUGUACAUGGUUGUUGAUGGAUACCCUUGUGUUCGACUUGUCAAUCUUUCGGGAGAGAUUGGUUGCUCAAAUCCUGGACGAGACAAGGUUGUAGCUCCAAUUGUAAAAUACAAGGACACCAAGGAGUUGGCUCAGCCAUCUGCAAUUUUGUUGUCAAUGGAUGAUGUGCAAGGUUUUUUUAGUAGAGUAUCAAAUGAUUCAAGCUUUGCCAGGAAUGUUGGUGGUGUUUUAGUUGAAUCAGGGAUUGAAAUCCAAAAUAAGCUAAAAGGAUUCUCUCCUGCUCAGAAGUUUCCUCAAGCUGAAUUUGCACCUUAUCAUAACACCAGUUAUGAGUGGAACCCAAUUGGAAAUGGAGAUAUGUGGAAAUCUUAUAAUUUUCCUGUGUUUUUACUUUCUGAAAGUAGCACGUCAACCUUGCAAGAGGUUACCAUGAAGAACGAGAAAACAGAGAAAGCUUAUACUACUAAUGUGGCAGAAUUUGAUCUGGUGAUGCAGACAACUAAGGUUGGGACUCAUGAUUCAGAAUCUUGUUUGAAAGAGGAGACUUGCCUUCCAUUAGGUGGAUACAGUGUUUGGUCAGCAGUCCCACCAAUUAACAGCUCAUCCUCAAAUCAGUCCAAGCCCAUUAUACUAACCGUGGCUUCGAUGGAUGCUGCAUCAUUUUUCCGGGACAAAAGCCUUGGUGCAGAUUCCCCUAUAUCUGGAGUGAUAUCAUUGCUGGCAGCAGUUGAUGCUCUUUCUCGUGUAGAUGGUUUAGAUGACCUUAAUAAACAGCUUGUAUUUCUUGUUUUCACUGGCGAGGCCUGGGGUUACCUUGGUAGCAGGAGAUUUUUACUUGAACUUGAUCAGCAGUCAGAUGCUGUUCGUGGCCUCAAUAGCACAUUGGUUGAGUUGGUCAUGGAAAUUGGAUCGACUGGAAAGGGCUUCAGUCAAGGGAACAAAACCUUUUUUGCUCACACAGAGGUUUCAUCUGGUGCAAAUGAAGCUUUGGAUGCCUUAAAACUUGCUCAGGAGUCCCUUAAAUCUGAAGGUGUUACAAUUUCAACUGCUAACUCUUCAAAUCCUGGAAUCCCUCCGUCAUCAUUGAUGGCAUUUCUAAGAAAGAACUCUUCAACUUCUGGGAUUGUGUUAGAGGAUUUUGAUUCCAUUUUUGUGAACAAGUUCUACCAUAGUCAUCUUGAUGAUUCAUCAAAUAUAAACUCUUCAGCAAUUGUGGCAGCUGCUUCUCUUGUUGCCCGGACCCUCUAUAUUCUUGCAAGUAAUAACAAGGAUUUAACCAGUUCAGCUAUAAGUACAAUCAGUGUGAAUGCCUCUCUAGUAGAAGAACUGAUUAGUUGCAUGUUGGACUGUAAUCCUGGUCUGUCUUGUGAGUUGGUUAAGAGCUAUAUUUCAAGCACCAACACAUGCCCAAGCCAUUAUGUUGGUGUUGUUCUUGGAGAACCUUCCUCGACACCUUACCCCAGUCAGGUGGAUGAUGUUUCCAGGUUUUUGUGGAACUUUCUGGCAGAUAGAACAUCGAUUCCAAAGGGCAAUACUUCUGUUUGCUCACAUGAUUGUGGCAAAAAUGGUGGAGUGUGCAUUAGAGCAGAAACAGAUGGGAAGGGAGUGUGUGUUAUCUCCACAACCAGGUAUGUCCCUGCCUAUUCAACUCGCUUGAAGUUUGACUCUGGAACUUGGAAGGUGUUGCCACCAAACUCCACUGAUCCCAUGGGGAUGCUGGACCCUGUUUGGACAGAGAGCAAUUGGAAUACGAUUGGUCUGCGGGUCUACACUGUUCAGGAUCCUGCUUAUGACCGGCUGGUUUUGCUUGGGGGUGUCGCUGUUACAGUCUUGUCUUAUUUUGCAAUUGUACUUACAAGAGCCUACAUAACAAAGGCCUUGAAGCAGGAUUGACAACUCAGUCUUGAAAAUUUUUGAGACAUGCAAAAUUGUUAGGAGCAAAGGCUAUAUGCGGUAAUUGAUUUUUGUGUUAUAUUAUUAGUUAGAUUGCUAAAAUUUUUAAAUUGUGUUUGUGGCUGUGCUGUAGAGGAUGAAAGUUGAUUAAGUUUUUAU
Theobroma cacao (cacao) is the source of this 2287-nucleotide messenger RNA. Its product is annotated as Zn-dependent exopeptidases superfamily protein. Gene Ontology annotation, biological process: protein processing. NCBI's taxonomy places the organism in Eukaryota, Viridiplantae, Streptophyta, Magnoliopsida, Malvales, Malvaceae. The record is from RefSeq and is a predicted model, not a curated record. Gene Ontology annotation, cellular component: plasma membrane.